Molecule: messenger RNA, 2034 nt
Organism: Anneissia japonica
Lineage: Eukaryota; Metazoa; Echinodermata; Crinoidea; Comatulida; Comatulidae
Product: pseudouridylate synthase 7 homolog
Biological process (GO): pseudouridine synthesis
Cellular component (GO): nucleus
Molecular function (GO): pseudouridine synthase activity; RNA binding
Source: RefSeq, a predicted model, not a curated record
AUAGUGCAUUUGAAAGUACUCUGCAUGUUGGAAAAUCCGAGGAUCGCGAACAAAGAUGUCGGCCACCAGGAAAAGUGUAGUGUAGUGAUGUGAUCGAAACAUAGGCUUGAUAUUUGUGUGUGUUUUAAAGAUUAAAUAUUAAACAUCAUGGAUGAGAAUCCAAACCUGAAACGAGACAAUGAAAAUGAAGAUAGUGGGUCACCCAAGAGAAUACGACUGCAAGAGGAAACCACUGAGGAAUCGGGAUCAAUCGAGAAAUUUCAUGAUUCGGAUCUUGUCACCAUAAAGGAAGAGUCCCUAAGUGCAGAGGAAAAUAAUGAGAGUGAAGGAAAUCUUGUUGGUCUCCGAGAAGCAGAUGUUGGAAUAGUUGAAUACGUCAAUGAGGAAGAGGGAUUCCAGGGUGUGCUUAAGCAGAGGUGUCAACAGAUGAUAAGGAGACAAGGACCAGGAUGCACCAGGAAGUGAGAAAGUUUUCAUCGAAGCUGGAGAGCAGUACAACUGUUGUUGAUGGACAGAAGAUGAUCACUGUUACAUUUGCAACACAAGAAGGUAGAAAAAGAAAGAAAUCUGGUUGGCCAAAAAAUCGGCCAGAAUAUUGCAAGUUUGCCCUCUACAAAGAAAAUAAAGACAUCAAUGAUGCUAUCAACAUCAUUUGCAAGUACUUACAGAUGAAUACAAAUCUGUUCGCUUUUGCUGGCAGCAAAGACAAGAGAGCCAUCACAGUUCAAGAAGUGACAGCCAAAAAGGUCACCGCUACAAGACUUAGCCAGUUGAAUAAAGUGCUUCGUGGCAUUAAGCUUGGGAAUUUCAGUUAUGUUAAGACACCGCUGUCAUUGGGCAACCUGUCUGGAAACCAUUUUGUUAUCAUUUUAAGAAAUGUUACUGGAGAGGAUGAUGCCGUGAACAAAGCAAUGUGUUCUCUCAGAGAUAUUGGGUUCAUCAACUAUUUUGGGAUGCAACGUUUUGGAAACUCUUUGAUCGCCACCCAUGAAAUUGGCAGAGCUAUACUUUUACGGAAUUGGCAAGAGGUCAUUGAACUUAUACUGAAGCCCCGUGAUGAAGCUGAUGAGAGAGAUAAAUGGCGUGUGCAUUGGAUGGAAACCAAAGAUGCAAACAGCACCCUGGAAUUGUUGCCAAGCAACAAACGACACUCAGCUGAGAAGGAGCUUCUGCUGGGCAUCCUCAAGUACCCUGGAAAACCUAUCAGUGCACUAUCUUAUAUUCCCCGCACAACAAGAAUGAUGUAUGUACACAGCUACCAGAGCAAGAUUUGGAAUGCCAUGGCAACCAAGCGUAUACAAGAGUAUGGAUUAAAACCAAUGAUAGGAGAUCUAGCUAUAAAAGCGAAUGAUACAGACGGUGACUCAGGCAAGAAUGUGACUGUAUUGUCUGAAAGCAAUUUUAGUAAGUUCAGCUUUGAAGAUGUUGUGUUACCUCAACCUGGCUACAAUAUUCAAUAUCCUACACAUUCAAUUGGUCAACUUUAUAAAUCAAUGAUGGAAGAAGAUGGAGUGAGUUUACAAAGUUUACGGCAUGAGGUUAAGGAGUACUCAUUACCUGGUGCUUACCGCAAAGUAAUAGUAAAACCAUUGAAGGUCAAAUGGUCAAUAAUAAAAUAUAAUGACAGUCUUUUACCGCUGUCUCAAUCAGAUUUAGACAUCAUAGAAGGAAAAGCAUCCCCACAGUCCAUUCCAGAUGGAAAAUUGAAGGCCUUGAAAAUGGAGUUCACUUUACCACCCUCUUCAUACGCUACAAUGGCAGUUCGAGAAGUAACCAAGAUGGAUACCUCAGCUAGUUUUCAGUCAAGCAUAACUAAAUACUAACCAAUGUUUUUUUUACAUGUCUGGGCAAAAUCCUGAAUUUCAAAAUGGGGGUGAAAUGGAAAAGGUUUUAGGAAUCUAUUUUUGUAAUUAAAUUGGUUAAAACAAGUUGGUGUGAGGACAUCAACCACAAUUCUGAAGUAGUGUCUGUGUUUUCCAAUUUCAAUGUGCUUUUGUUAAUGCCACAAAUAAAUUGAAUAUUCAGACACUGAUA